AUUGUUGAAUUUUACCCACAUUUGAUACAUAUACCUUGGUACAGCUGGCAUAAACAUACACCGAACGUAAAUAUGCCGUCAAACUAUUUGCAACAUAACUAUACAGAAUUCUUGACAAAGAUUUCGGUUACCGCAUUACACAAGAGAAGUGUAGAACAUCUUCGCUUAUUGACUGCCGAUGUUUUUUAAGAGAUGAUCAAGAAGGCUUCCGAGUUACUCCAUCCAUCGCUGCUUAGCAACGCUCACACACAACGGGAAAUGCUUUCCCGCUUUCAAGCCCUGCCAAGGAUUCGUUUGAGUAAGCAGACAGUUUCGAAAGAAGCCGCUAUACUUAUCCCUGUUUGUCUGGUAGAUGAUAAAGUCAGCUUGCUGUACACAUUGCGGUCAAGCAACAUGCGUAGUCAUCGUGGCCAGGUUUCCUUUCCAGGCGGCAUGAAGGAUGACACGGACCGAGAUUACGAAGAGUGCGCGGUGCGAGAGUUUGCAGAAGAAACGGGCAUACCAAAGGAACAGGUACAUGUGUGGGGAUGCGGUAAAACAAUAGUGCCUUAUGCCGGCCCAUCUAUUACACCGGUCAUCGCGAGCGUUACGGACUAUUCUUUCGACAAACUGAAGCCUAGCUCAGAGGAAGUCGCGAAAGUGUUUACCAUUCCAAUUGAGAUGCUGGCCAAGCCAGAAAAUCGCAGACACACACAGUUCCGCUCAAAUUACAGCAUGCCGGUUUUCCUCCAUGAAACGGAAAAUGUUUGGGGAAUUACCGCUAUGAUUACUCAUAUGUUUCUUACUGCGCUUUUGCCAGGUGCCUACACUAGUCGCUUGCCAUUUUUAAAAAAGUUUGAACCAAAAACAAAUAUUGUUAAAACAUGAUUUAGAGUAAUUGAUUACAACAAGAAAUUAUUAUUGUUACCACAACCAACCUUGGGCUCUUCCUGUUGUUUAUUCAACAAAUGUUAUUGUAUUUUUAUAUCUACGAGGCGUGAUGCGGACGAAUGAAAUUCAUUCAAGGAUUAAAUACAACUGGUCCAUAUUCGCCGU
Molecule: messenger RNA, 1035 nt
Organism: Anopheles coustani
Lineage: Eukaryota; Metazoa; Arthropoda; Insecta; Diptera; Culicidae
Product: mitochondrial coenzyme A diphosphatase NUDT8
Exons: 3
Coding region: 193-867 (224 amino acids)
Molecular function (GO): coenzyme A diphosphatase activity
Source: RefSeq, a predicted model, not a curated record